AUGUGGAGCCGUGUUCUCACUGUGACGGUGUUGCUGUCCUUCAUGAAACAGGCAGAAGCACAGGGCCGGUGUAAUAAUGUGCAAGCAGCAGACAUUGUCUUCCUGGUGGACGGGUCCUCCAGUAUUGGCCGAGCUAACUUCCUGAAGGUGAAGGGCUUCAUGGCCGGAAUCGUCAAACCGUUUGCCGGCUCCGUCAGCCAGUCAGGGAUACGAUUCGGGGCCAUACAGUACAGUGACACCUCCAGGGUUGAAUUCACCUUCACUACCUACCUGAAUGGCACCGAUCUGGUCAACGCUGUUCAAAACCUGAACUAUAAAGGUGGAAACACACGCACCGGUGCUGGUCUUAAGUUUGUCUCUGAUAACUUCUUCAACCCUUCGACCAGUCGGGAUGUUCCAAAGAUCACGAUCCUGAUCACGGAUGGAAAGUCCCAGGACAGCGUGCAGGAGCCCGGACAGAAGCUGCGCAGUCAAGGAGUGCAUGUUUUUGCAGUUGGCAUAAAGAGCGCAGACAGGAAGGAGCUGGCUCAGAUCUCCUCUGAGCCCAGCAGUGAUUUCACCUCCUUCGUUGGGGACUUCAAACUGCUGGACACUCUUCUUCCUCUUGUGAGCCCCAGAGUGUGUUCCAAAGCAGGAGGCGUCUACGCCAGCGAUGAGGCGUUCUCUGGUCCGUCCAACAUUCAGUUUACAGGGCAGACGACCGAUUCUCUCAGGUUUCGUUGGACUCUUGCCCAGGGGCCUGUGAGUGGCUAUGUCGUCCAGUACGUGCCCCUCUCCGGCCUGGGUCAGCCUAUCACAGCAGACUUGCAUCAGGAGACUGUGGCCAGCAAUCAGAGGACGUUCACUGCGCGAGAGCUGAGGUCGGGGACAGACUACCUGGUGACCAUCAUCGCCCAGUACCCCAACAGUGUGGAAGAGUCUGUUUCUGCCAAGCAACGAACCAGGUCUUUGCCGGGCAUCUCCAGUCUACAUCUAAUCCAGGCGGGCUUCUUUUCUCUCACGGUGGGCUGGGAUCAACCGGCGUCACCCGUCCAGGGCUACAAACUCACCUAUGGACUACGAGGUCAGCCAGCGGCUCAGCUACUGUCGCAGUCUCUGUCCGCCGACUCCACGUCCGUCAACUUGGAGUCGCUUCAGGCCGACACGGAGUAUGUCAUCAAUCUCUAUCCCCUGUUCCCCCGAAACUCGGCGUCCCCGUCCACCCUCAACGCCCGAACACUGCGCCUCGAGGCGGUGAAGCAGUUAUCAGUGGAGACGGAGUCAGAGGGCAGCGUGCUUUUGAGGUGGAGAGGCGUCAUCGGGGCUCGGUCCUACCGUCUGGUCUGGGGACCGUUUACAGGUCGAAAUGUUGAGACUGUGGAGGUCACUGGCGAAAGGGAGUUCCACACUUUGUCCAGACUGCAGCCGGACACCGAGUACAUCGUCACCAUCAUCACGCUGUAUGAGGGCAACAAAGAGGGCCCUGCCGCCACUGCCAGGUUCAAGAUCGAACGUGAGGAGCAGCAGAUCCUCAGAGCAGCCACCACCGGCCCCUCCACUGUCCGCCUCACGUGGAGGAUCGUUCAGUCGUCUCAAGGAUAUCGUCUGGAGUGGAGGGAGGGAGAAGGAGGAAGUGUCCAGAGCCUGUCGUUUCCCAGAAGCACCACCAGCUAUGAGUUGGCAGGCCUCCGACCCAACACAGAAUACGUAAUCACCCUGUACACGCUGUUUGAAGGGCGAGAGGAGGCCACACCCGUCUCCACCACGUCCAGAGAGGAGCAGCCUGUGGGGAGAGUGUCCAACCUGAGAGUUGUGGAGUCUCUGGGCAGCACCGCCAGACUCGGGUGGACGGGUGUAGCCGGGGCCACACAGUACCGCAUCAUCAUCCUCAACACAGAAGCGGGAACGGAAAACAUCCAGACGAUUAGCGGAAACCAAACGACCCUUGACCUCAGGGACCUGACAGUGGGCGUGUCCUAUGGCGUCAGUGUCACAGCUCUGGUGGGAGAAAAUGAAGGAGACCCAGUUACUGUCUACAUCAAACCAGAGCAAAGUGCGGGCAGAGUGACGAACCUCAGAGUGACACACGCAAACAGUCGGAGACUUCGAAUUGCAUGGACAGGUGUCACCGAGGCAACUGGGUACAGGGUGACAUGGAGACAAGGAAACACUGGUGUCGAGCAGUCCACUGUUCUGGGGCCGGAGGCUACGGCCUUCACGAUAGACGGCCUGCAGCCAGAUGAGGGGCUGGUCAUCGGCGUCUCAACCGUUGUCGAUCAGCGCGUUGGAGAGGUGGUCUCUCUCUCUACUCGCACUAAUCCCCACGGCGGAUCAGUGUCGGGGCUACGCAUCAUCGAUGUCACAUCUCAGAGGAUCCGCAUUGCCUGGUCAAUUUCCACCAGGGCAACGGGCUAUAAGAUCACCUGGCGCACGGAUAGUGGGGUUGAAGCGUCUCGUAAUGUGGCGUCCAACGUCUCUUCCUUCACCAUUGAUGGACUACAAGCGGACGCGGCCUACAGCGUGCUAGUGUCUGCACUGAGUGGCUCGAGAGAGGGAAGCCCCGCCACCCUGAGCAUCAGAACAGAAUCCGAUCAGACCGUAGUUGGGACUGUGACGUCCCUGACGGUCCAGGAGGCCCGAGGAGAGGUCGUCCGAGUCUCUUGGGUCGGUGUGCAGGGAGCGACGGCCUACCGUGUUACAUGGAGGAAAACAGACGGUGGUGAAGUACGGAGUCAGCUGGUUGGCGGAGAUGUGACAGCGGUGGAUUUAGAACGGCUGGACCCUGGAGCUCAGUACGAGGUGCAGGUCAUGGCUUUGGUUGAGAACAGAGAGGGAAACCCCGUGUCCGUGAGAGUCACCACGCCUGGCAACAACACUCCCUCUCCGUCACCUACUACAACUUUAAGAGUGGCUGAGGUUACCCAGAGUUCAGUGCGGUUAGACUGGAUUUCUCUCCCCCGAGCCACAGGAUAUAUUCUACGCUGGAAAGAUGAGACAGAUACCGGUCGAGGCUUGUCUGUCACGCUGCCCGCCUCGUCGACCUCGUACCAGGUGACCGGGCUGCGUCUGGGCCGUCGAUAUCGCUUCAGCGUGCAGCCCAACUUUGAGAGUGGACUGGGAACAGAGAGCUCUGUAGAUGAACAUACUGUGUGUGCGGGGGGGCGUCUGGAUGUGGUGUUUCUGGUGCCGGCAUCCACUGAUCGGAUCAGCCUUGCAAGACCUUUGCGUGACCUCCUCACCACCGCAGUCAGGUCACUCCACACCAUCGGUGCCCGAGACUCACAGGUCGGAGUUGUAGUUUACGGCUACCGACCCAAAAUAUGGUUCCUGCUCAAACGCCAUGGAAGAUCUGACACGCUGCUUCAAGAGAUCCAGGCCACGCCCUUCGAUGAGAGUCCGGGGAACAACAUUGGAGAAGCGGUGACCUUCACCAGACAGUACGUGCUGACUCCUACGUCUGGACGCAGGCCAAGGGUCCCCGGGGCUGUCGUCAUCAUCGCAGACAAAAAAUCAGCUGACAACCUGACUCUGGCAGCCAGCAGUCUCAGGGCUUCAGGUGUCACUGUGUUAGCAGUGGGCAUUGACCAGGCGGAAACCGAGGAGCUACGUCGCAUCGUGACCGACGGCAGCACCCAGAACAUCCUGUACGCCCGUGAUGCAGCACAGCUGGGGACUCAACACAGUGAUCUGGCCGACUUACUCUGUGGAAUUGCCAGAAUACCAGAUGUUAAUCCAGGUCCAGAGCAGUGCACUGUUCAGUGCCCUCGGGGGGAGAAGGGAGAGCGUGGUGAGAGGGGGGAGGGAGGCAGAGAUGGGGCUUCUGGACGCAAGGGAGAGUCUGGUCGGGAUGGUUUGGCGGGAAGGGACGGCCCCAGAGGCCCUGAGGGACGUGCAGGUCCACCAGGCCAAUCUUCUGACCCCUCUGGAGCGGUGAAAGGAGAAAAGGGGGAGAGAGGUUUUCCUGGUAUUGAUGGAAAUCCGGGGUUGCCAGGACGACCAGGUGCCCCUGGAAAUGCAGGGAUCACGGGCCCACAUGGCCUGCCUGGUAGCAGAGGAACUCCGGGUGAUCCAGGGUUAACAGGGCCACAAGGGUCAACGGGCAGUAAAGGUGAUAGGGGAGAGCCAGGCUCUGCUACAUCUGGAGGAGGCCUGCCCGGGAGGAAAGGAGAAGCAGGCAUCCCAGGGAUACCGGGUUCUCUGGGUCGACCAGGCAGCGACGGGGGCAAAGGGGCCGCUGGCAUUCCAGGGAUACCAGGUCAGGAUGGCCGCCCUGGGAUACCAGGUACACCCGGACUCUCCAUCAAGGGAGAAAAGGGUGGCCAGGGAGAGCGGGGACCUCCAGGAGUAGGCAGCGGGGUGGCCGUGAAGGGCGAGAAGGGCUCCUCAGGCACUGCAGCAUCUCCAGGGGCUCCGGGUCCUAGAGGGCCAGCGGGACCACAGGGCAGCAAAGGAGACAAGGGCGACAGUACCGAUGGGCUUGCCGGACCUCCAGGCAGGCAGGGAGAGCCUGGGGACAGGGGUCCGCGUGGGCCUCCAGGAGAGAUUAGCAUCAAGGGUGACCGAGGACAGCCAGGAGAGCCGGGAUCACAGGGAGACAGGGGCGAGAGAGGACCAGCUGGUGAAACCGGGGAGAGGGGAGAUCUGGGGAAGACAGGACUCCCAGGACCAGCAGGGUUGAGAGGUUUACCAGGGCCCAGUGGACCAACAGGAGAAAAGGGAGGAGACGGAGCACGAGGGGAGCCAGGCAGGAGUAGUCCAGGUUUUGCAGGGAAGAAAGGGGAACAGGGGGAGCGAGGUCUGUCUGGCCUCGAUGGGCAGAGGGGAGAAAAAGGAGACUCUGGACAGAGAGGAGAGAAAGGGUCACCAGGGUCCGGAGGGUCAGGUGUCUUUGGUUCUAAAGGAGAGCCAGGAGAACGGGGAACUGCUGGUGUCAAUGGGAGACCAGGUGCCAAGGGAGAACCAGGAGAAACAGGAGAGAGAGGCGAGAAUGGGCGCUCAGGAAUUCCAGGGAAAGCUGGUCUGUCUGGGAAAGAGGGAGAGAAAGGAGACAAGGGUGAUGAGGGCUCUCCCGGGGAGUCUGGACUUCCUGGGAAGGCGGGAGAACGAGGACUGAGGGGACUGGCUGGUCAACCCGGACGAGCGGGCGAGAAAGGAGACUUCGGAGACCCAGGAGAGCACGGACGAAAUGGCAGCCCCGGACCUGCAGGACUGAGAGGAGAUAAAGGAGAGCAGGGAACCCAAGGGCCAGCGGGACCACCAGGAAAAGUGGCGGACAUCCUGGGCCAGCUGAAAGGAAAAAGUGGAGAGAAAGGCGAUGCGGGCAGCCCGGGGGACCACGGCGACAAAGGUCCGAAAGGCGAAGGAGGGACUCCCGGAGCUCCCGGCCUACGAGGUCCUGAGGGACAACGGGGGCCUGCAGGCACAAGAGGUGACACGGGAGAAAGAGGGACACCUGGAGAGAAGGGAGAACGUGGGGCAUCGGGGUUAGAUGGACGUCCAGGUCUGGAUGGUAAACUUGGUGCAGCUGGACCACCUGGACAGAGGGGUGAUCCUGGGAAACAGGGAGAUCCUGGGAGAGAUGGUUUAGCAGGACUCAGAGGAGAACAGGGCACCCAAGGGCCUGUUGGGCCUCCAGGAACUGCAGGGACACCUGGUAAAGCAGGUGAAGAUGGCAAAACUGGGCCUGCUGGCAAAAUGGGUGAGGACGGAGUGCCAGGUGAAGAUGGGAGAAAGGGUGACAAAGGAGAAGCUGGAGCAGCCGGAAGAGAUGGCCGUGAUGGGCAGAAAGGAGACCGGGCCCUCCCUGGGCCUUUAGGUCCCUCCGGUCCUACAGGGCCACCUGGCGUCCCUGGCAACAUUGGUCCUCCAGGACAGGUUGUGUAUGUGAAAGGCGCUGAAGCGGCACCAAUCCCAGGCCCUCAGGGGCCCCCAGGAACCCCUGGCAUCCCAGGGAUUCACGGAGCUGCGGGAGGCAGAGGAGAAAGAGGUUCUCCUGGCCUUAAAGGCGAUGCUGGGGACCCGGGAGAGGACGGCGCGCCGGGUAAACCUGGUACAGCGGCGGAUGUACAUAAAGCUCUGGCCAGCUUUGGUAUCCAGGUGUCUGAUCUGAAGGUGGUUGUGGACAGGAAGGACCCACCCAGGGCUCCAGUACAGAAGGCAGAGAGAGGCGAAAAAGGAGACAAGGGCGAGUCAGGACCGAGAGGACCAUCUGGUUUAGAUGGUGCUCGUGGUAUUCAAGGAGACAGGGGAUCAAAGGGCGAUCAAGGGGAUCGAGGACCAGCGGGCGCAAUAGGGCCUACUGGAAGAGCUAUAGGAGAACGAGGGCCAGGGGGACCCCCAGGUGCUGCUGGAGAGUCAGGCAAGCCAGGGAUACCGGGUGUUCCUGGGAGAGCUGGGGAACUGGGAGAGGCUGGAAGACCAGGAGAUAAGGGGGAGCGGGGAGAGAGAGGUGACAAAGGAGAGACUGGAAAAACUGGGCUAACGGGGCCAGGCGGUCCAGCAGGUCAAAAGGGAGCGUCUGCUGAUUCUGUACUGAUCGGUACGCCUGGGGCCAGAGGCCCUCCAGGUCUUGCAGGACAGAAAGGAGAGUCUGGUGCAGCAGGACCACAAGGAACAAAAGGAGAUCGAGGUUUUGCGGGACCUCAAGGUAAUAAAGGAGACAGAGGAGAGGGCGGAGAGAGAGGACGUGAUGGCUCAUCGGGCUCACCAGGAGAACCGGGAAAACCUGGUCAGGAUGGGAAAGCGGGACCAGCAGGGCCCGCUGGUCCUCGAGGUCAACCAGGAAACCCAGGAGAGCUCGGCAUGAGGGGGCCAACUGGUCCCAUGGGUCCAAAUGGGCUUCCAGGUCCAUUGGGUGUGAAGGGUAAUCAAGGCGAACCAGGCGUUGGCGUCAAGGGUCCUCCUGGUGCCCAGGGCAGCACAGGUUUGCCAGGACCAACAGGUCCCCCAGGAGCUGUUGGUCCACAGGGCCCCCCUGGACUGUCGGGGCAGGUGGGUGAAGCUGGUAAACCUGGAGUUCCUGGACGAGAUGGGGUGCCUGGCAAAGAGGGAAUACAUGGCUUACCAGGAAAGCAGGGCAUCGCUGGACCUCCAGGCCAACACGGCUUAAAGGGGGAGCAGGGAGACAGCGGUCCUCCAGGGAAGGCAGUGGCUGGACCCUCUGGACCCAAAGGACAAACUGGUCCUCCUGGUAUAACGCUGCCAGGCACGGCUGGAGAAACCGGUCUACCUGGGGAGAAGGGAAACAGAGGGGAUAAAGGUGUUCCUGGCAUCAGAGGGGAAAGAGGAGUGUUAGGUGAAGCAGGGGACCCUGGAGAAGAUGGCGAGCAGGGAUCUCCUGGAUCAAAAGGAGAUAAGGGAGAGAAGGGCAUCGGUCUGGCAGGUCCUCCGGGUCGGGACGGGCCUCAAGGUUUAAAAGGGGAUCCAGGUCUUCCUGGUCCAGCUGGUCCCCCAGGACCACUGGGAAAGUCUGGUACUGCUGGACUACCAGGCCUGAGAGGAGAAAGUGGACAAUCAGGACCGCCAGGACCACCUGGGGAGAGGGGUCUCCAAGGUUUUGGAGGCCGUGCUGGAAAUGUCGGACCUCCUGGUCCUUCUGGACCUGCUGGACAAGCAGGCUCUGCUGGUACCAAUGGGGUCAAAGGUGACAAGGGGGGAGUUGGCGUUGGCAUGCCUGGUCUCAGAGGAGAGAGAGGAGAUCCAGGCCCCCGAGGCGAGGAGGGACGAGCUGGCGUGGACGGGGAAAGAGGCUCAACCGGUCCAGCAGGGACUCGUGGUAUUCGUGGAGAGAAGGGAGACGGUGGACUUCCAGGUGACAAAGGAGAGAAGGGGGACACUGUGCUUGUGGGAGGACCUACUGGAGAAAAGGGCAACAAAGGCGAAACAGGUGACAGGGGACCCAAAGGUGUGCAGGGAGAAAAGGGGGUGAAAGGUCACGAAGGACCUCCAGGACAACAGGGUCUGAGGGGAGAACCAGGAGAGAGAGGCUCCACUGGGUUCCAGGGUGCACGUGGCCCUGGUGGACAGAAGGGAGAAGCCGGUCAGCCCGGAGUACCCGGUGAAUCGGGUUUAUCAGGAAAAGAUGGACUGUCAGGACACAAGGGCGACAAGGGAGAGCUUGGUAUCGUAGGAAUGAGAGGAGUGAAGGGUGACCGAGGACCCAAGGGGGCUUGUGGUAGCGAUGGACCCAAAGGAGAUAAGGGGGAUGCUGGUAUUCAUGGACGAUCGGGCUUACCAGGAAGAAAAGGUGAACAGGGGGAAGUUGGAGCCUCUGGGGCCUCUGGCAGCCCUGGAAAAGAAGGACUGGUGGGCCCCAAGGGAGAUCGUGGGUUUGAUGGGCUUGCGGGACCCAAAGGAACUCAGGGAGAGAAAGGUGAAAGGGGAGUGCCUGGUGUGCCUGGCCCCCCCGGUCUCAGAGGAGUGGACGGGGCCCCCGGCCUGACUGGCUCUCAGGGACCAGCUGGUACUAAAGGCCCUGAGGGGCUCCAGGGACAGAAGGGAGAGAGAGGGCAUAUCGGUCCCUCCGUGACGGGUCCACGUGGUAUCCCAGGUAUCCCGGGGGAGAGAGGAGGGCAGGGAGAGAUGGGCCCAGAUGGAGCCAAGGGAGACAGAGGAGAGCCAGGCUUGACGGAGCAUGAGAUCAGAGAUUAUGUUCGCACCGAGAUGAGUCAGCACUGUGCGUGCGGAGGUUCAGGCCCGGACCCUCGGUCACAGCCCCCGGUCAGGGCUCGGCCUGCAGUCGAGCAACAACUGGUCCGAAAGGGUGAGGAGGGUCGUGAGCUGCGUGUGGUGGUGAAUACCAACGACCCGGACUACGAGCACGUUUACUCCAUCGAGGCCUACGACGACCCCAUGGAUGAACUGCUCUACUUCACACCCUCUGCCAAUCAGAGCGAUGCUCCAGCAGAACUGUGUCAGCUUCCUAUGGAUGAGGGGAGCUGUGGAAGAUACACUCUGCGCUGGUACUUUAACCAUAAGACUCAGGCCUGCAGGCCUUUCAUCUACAGCGGCUGUGAAGGAAACGACAACCGCUUCCUCGAGCUGGAGGACUGCGAACAGGCCUGCCUUGGGGGGGCUGAAGGUGGGGUGCAGGAGGGCCCUGCUGCUGCUGUGCUAGAGAAGUCAUGCAUACAGCUGAGUGGGGAUGGGAGGGAAGUGACAGGCUUGUACAUGUCGAUGAAGAACAGGAUGGGAGCUUGGCAGGAGACAGGACCAGGGAUGUCAGACGCCGCCCAGGGAGAGCCGACCACACGGGCAAGGGUCAGCCCACCACCACCACCCCCACCCAACCCCUCCCCUCCCCUCAGCCUGCAGAAGAUCGCCGUAAUUGGUCGCUGCUGCCGGGACCGAGCUCACUGCUCUCCGGCGUGCGGGUUGGCGCAUCCUCUCGCGUCCGGCGGGAAGAUGCGCAAGAUCUCUGCGUGA
Messenger RNA from Limanda limanda (common dab), 9402 nucleotides. It is a transcript of the gene col7a1, whose product is annotated as collagen, type VII, alpha 1. Gene Ontology annotation, molecular function: protein binding; serine-type endopeptidase inhibitor activity. The record is from RefSeq and is a predicted model, not a curated record. Lineage: Eukaryota; Metazoa; Chordata; Actinopteri; Pleuronectiformes; Pleuronectidae. The transcript is spliced from 118 exons. The coding region runs from base 1 to 9402 and encodes 3133 amino acids.